Gasterosteus aculeatus aculeatus (three-spined stickleback) is the source of this 5564-nucleotide messenger RNA. RefSeq names its product zinc finger protein 148 (gene znf148). Gene Ontology annotation, biological process: regulation of transcription by RNA polymerase II. The record is from RefSeq and is a predicted model, not a curated record. Gene Ontology annotation, molecular function: DNA-binding transcription factor activity, RNA polymerase II-specific; RNA polymerase II cis-regulatory region sequence-specific DNA binding. Lineage: Eukaryota; Metazoa; Chordata; Actinopteri; Perciformes; Gasterosteidae.
AAAUAAAUAAAAAUACAUGCCCUCGUGAAAUGUGAUGGUGUGUUUGACUAUUCCGCACACCAUCGUUGCACUGUCCAGUCUUGCAUAACAAUCAUGACAGCCACACGGCUUUAAGCCGCACAGCAGACCCAAGAACUACUCUUAUGUACGAUGAACACUGAGGACAAGUUGGAGGGUAUGCUGCUGAAAUGCAGCAGCGGAGGGCUAGAUGGCGCGGGGAGAGUUGGGCUCGGGGGAGGAGGACUGGUGGUGAUGACUCUGGGGGAACGAUCACUGGCAAACCACCCUCUGUUGGCUGAGGACGACGAUGACGAUGAGGACGACGACGAUGUAGAUGAUGAUGAUGACUUGACUGGAAAUUCUCUGGUCACGCAUGACCUCAUACCUCCAGAGCAGCUGAUGAUGCAGGAAGAGAUGAUCAAGAAUGGUAGAGGAGGAGGAGGAGAAGAGGAGGGGGGUGGAGGCGAGUUGAGCAUCAAGCAAGAACUGAAGUCGUCCGAGUCACAGGUGCUGAUGAAGAAGGACAAAAAAGCAGUUAAGGACUUGAUGAUUUGUCCCAAGAAGAAAAAGAGGAAGCAGCGUUCACCAGCAAAGAUUCUCAACAUCACUGAUGAAGAAUCGUUGGGCAUGCAAAGCCCCAAGUGUCACGUCUGUGAUCACUGCAAUGCUGCAUUCAGAACCAACUAUCAUCUACAGAGGCACGUCUUCAUUCACACGGGUGAGAAGCCAUUUCAGUGCAGCCAGUGUGAUAUGCGCUUCAUUCAGAAAUAUCUCCUCCAGAGACAUGAGAAGAUCCACACUGGUGAGAAGCCUUUUCGCUGUGAUGAGUGCGGGAUGAGGUUCAUCCAGAAGUACCACAUGGAGAGACACAAGAGGACUCACAGCGGCGAGAAGCCUUACCAGUGUGACUACUGUCACCAGUACUUCUCCAGAACCGACCGGGUUUUAAAGCACAGACGAAUGUGUCAUGAGAACAGAGAGCGAGAGAUGGCGAAAGCGGCGGGUAAAGUCGGGCCCUUGCGUGAAGCGGAUCCUUUGGGCCUCGCCUUUCUCGCCAGAGAGUGUUCGCUGCCCAAGAAAAAGCGUCAAAAGUGCGCGGACAAAACACCGGGAGCCUCUGCCGGCGUAGCAGUCGCCGAAGCGGAGUCGAGGGACGAGCAGAGACAGAGCAGGAUCCAAAGUCUACCCUUCUCUGCCGCGUUCUCCAAGGUCAAACACGAGUACGUGAUCGCGGAUUACUCAGCGGAGCUUCCGGAGGAGUCGGCCGGCCGGCACCGGCAGGGCGCCUCGUCGUCGGGGAGCACAACUCCUCCCAAGCUGGUCCUGAAGAAGGUCCCCAAGAGGAGCCUGAAACAGUCCGGUGAACAAACUCUGCCCUGCCUUUCCACUUUGUCUUCCUUUGAGGAAACCACUAAGGUCACGCAGUACACCUUUGAAAUCGUGGACAAGCAAUGCCUUUCAGAAGCGGAGGGCAGCGCCGACCUCGAGCCGGCCCAAACCCUCCAAGGGGGGCCGGCGAAGCCCGCGGCGGCCAGCACGAACUACGACGACGCCAUGCAGUUCCUCAAAAAGAAGCGCUACCUUCAGGCGGCGAUGGCCAACACCGGCCGGGACUACAGCGUUUCUUCCCAGCCACCUGCAGCGCAAACCGCGGCGGCCAUCGGCGAGAACGGUCGCGCUGCCAUCCUGGCGCCGCAGGCCACCAACGCCGGGGCCAAAGCGGCGCACGAUAAGAGCGCGCUGCCGGAGAAGAGCGUGCUGCCCGACGAGGUCCUCCAGACACUGCUGGACCACUACUCCAACAAAGCCAACGGGCAGUCGGACAUUUGCUUCAGCGUGGCCGACACGGAGGUGACGUCGAGCAUAUCCAUAAACUCCUCCGACGUGUCGGAAGGCGGGGGGCGCUGCAGCGCCGCCACCGAGAGCCUCGGAGCCUCCGGCACCCAGGCCCAGCCGGCCCCCGAGAAGGUCAGCCUCCUGCAGGAGUACUCCAAGUUCCUCCAGCAGGCGCUGGAGCGGACCAGCCAGAACGACAGCUACCUGACCAGCCAGAGCCUCAGCCUGGUGUCCGAGAACCCCACCUUGGCCGGACAGCCCCUGUUCUCCACCGAGAAGCAGUUUCCCUCCCCGAGCAGGUUCAAGUCGGGGCUGAGCUCCCCGCUGAGGCCCACUUUAGAGAAACCCAGCUUUGGAUUACUGGUCGGGGACUCGCAGCACUCGUUUUCGUUCUCGGGCGACGAGACCAGCCCGCCCUCGGCCGUGUCCCCGGCGGAGGAGGACUUCCUGGAGCAGGUGUCUCCCUCCAAAAAGACGGACGCCUCGCAGGGCAUCCUGCAGACUUUCCAGAUAAGCUCCUUCGACCAGAACUUCAAGUCUCACUUCCAGACGUCCCGACCCGGAGCCCCCUCGCUGUUUACCGUGGCCAAUGGACAGCUGGGUCUCCGAGGACACGGCACAGACUUCUGCGAGUUCCCGGCGGCCCGAGUCGCCGAGACCAGGUCUCAACUGAACUCCUCCCCCGACGUUUCCUCCAGUGAAACCUUCGGCUGACGGGAAUCCGUUCAAGGAUUCAUUUCUGAUCAUGAUUUCAGCGGCACUUUAUCUCGUGUUUCCUGUUUUGCCAAAACAAGUCCCCUUAACUAUUUCCUCUUUCUUCAAAGCAUUUGGUUUGAAAUAACAAUUUAUUAUUAUUUUUUUAAACUAUCAUUUUGUCAAGCACGAAAUAGGAUAUAGUGAAAAAUGCCUAUCAUCAUUAUUGGCAUUCCCCCUAAAAAACAACAAUUUGAGUUGUGCAUGGAUUUAUUUCUUCACCCAGAAUUUGCAUCAAGAGAUUAGCGACCAAAGUUAAAAAAAAGGCAACGUGAAAGAUUUUCUCCAACCGUUGCUAAAUUUAUGUUUAAUGUUUUGUCAAUCAGUCGGCUCAAAGAUGAUCAAGUCACUCUUGCUGCUUAAUGCAAUAUUUCCACUUCUUGAAACAUAGGCCCUACUAAUAUAUACAUAUUUACAUACAUAUGUACGUAUAAAUAUAUAUAUAUAUAUAUAUAUAUAUAUAUAUAUAUAUACAUAUAUACCUAAAUAUGCUCUUACUGUAUGUUGUAAGGAGUACCUCUACCUCCUUUUGCUGUUUACCUGGUUAUAUUUAAGUCCACUCCAGGAACCAUCUUAUUCCAGCAUUAUCACUCCUGUUACAUUUCAACCAUGAUUAGAUGAUAAAGGAUUCUUCACUUUAAGUCACUUUACUGUCACCUGAGAUUAGCGUGUCAAUGAUGCUACAAGAAACUUGAUUGUAUUCCACUCGUAUGGAAUCUAGUUUAUUUGGUUCAUUUGGUGUGGUGGGCCAAAGAAAAUACAACAUUUUACAUGAUCAUUUAAAAAAUGAAUUCAUUAAUUAAAUGUAUGCCCUUUUGCCCACGAAUUUCUGCUCCUAGUGCAGCACAGCCAGAAAAGAAAGAUUAGAAUUUAGAUUUAUGUAUCAAAUUGCUGCAUUCAUGUAAUGGUUGCAGAGUCAUUAUUAUUUUCCUUCAGCAGUGAAAGUUGUAAUGAAAUUACUUCUAAAGGAUUGUGGUUAGUUUUUGCACAAAUUGCACAUCCUUUCACUACAUGGAAUGUGGUAUGUACUUAUUUGAAAAUUACACACAGCUUUUUGCCACUUAUGAUGUGACUCAAGCAGCUGCACCUUUGCAGAACUUUGGCUUGCUCCUCCUUGAAGUUGCACAGGUUCACAACAAUGUGAUUUGACCCAAUUGUGCUGAUUGAUAUUAUGAAAGACAAUACACAUGGAAAUGUGGUGCUCUGUUUUCCACUUCUAUUAGUUUAGCAAAGGUGCCUUUCUUUUUUUUUUCUUUCAUUCCAGUCUGUCCUUUACUCAUUUCUGUUGUGCACAAUAACCAUAAACACAUAAGCUAUAAACCUAUUCAGUCCGUAAUACUGGGAGCGUUAUUUAAUUUUGCCCGUGGUGUUUUCUUUCAGUUCUCUGUGGCUGGAAAGGAAAACGCGUUCCGGGUCGACUGCUCACUGCGUGUUUGUGAGUCCGGAAUCAUGUCGUCAAGCCGUCUUCUGUUUUUCGAUCCGCAACCUGCUAGAAUCGGUUAUUGAGCCACAUCUGUCCGUGCCCUGUGGAAUGCGUUGGAGUAAGGUCUCCGCUGGCCUUCACCGCGCUGUUGAUUGUAUUCCGCGUGCACACGUGUGCGCAACGUUUUAGGGGCUAUUGUGUAAAACACUGUUUUUAUAUGCACCGCGAGAUUAGGUCCGAUAAUCCAUGUUGAACUCCCCCUCGUCGCACUUCUCCGGACAAUCAGGGACAGUCAGCAAAUGCUUUAUUUUUUUUCCUCCUCAAACAUUCCCACUAGAAUGUGUAGAAGAUAUCCUGCUGUAAAUACAUGAAAUAUUUUUUAUGUUCAGAGAAGAGCUCUUAGAUCUUUGAGACUUGUGCGAGAGACACUUUUUGUCGGUGGAAAGGCUCAGGAACUAGUUUUCCAGCAUUUAUUACUCAGCGAUGAGUCCCUUUCACCUGGCGACGCGGCUCCCUGAGGUUUGUGUAUAUACAUCACCUUGGUUACCAGAAGAAACGUUACACUUUUACAUUUUCACUAACGACAGAUUAAGGUGAUUUUUUUUUUUUUUGUAAGUUAAUGCAGUUGAUUGUGCAUUUUGAUGGGAUUUACUGUAUCAAACGGUUGGUAUUGACAAACCCCCACUUCAAGAAAAUGUUCAUUUGGUUUUAGUAAUACUCUAUCUAUCUGAACUCUUUUAUUUUUGUUAUCAAGUAUAUACCCUCAACAGCUGUGGUCAGCUGGAAUUCAUGUCUGUUAAAAUACCAACAAAAUAAGUGUUGUGGUUGAAAUACUUCACUAGCUUCUUAUGUCAUUGUAAGCAGAUAUUCAAAGUACAUUGCAGAGCGAUUCUGCGUCGGUAAAUUGUAUCCUACGAAUUGUUCUCUGAGAAGUUUAAAAUUCAAUUGGCUAAUUGAAAAUUGAGUUCAUGAGUUGUAUCAGCAGAACUAUAGUAUUGUAUACUUUUUAAUUAACUUUUGUCAGUAAACUGGCCAUAAGUGUCCUUGUAUAAGCUAGAGAAAAUGUUUUGUGUAAAAAGGUCUGAAUUAUUGAAUUCUUUUGAUAAAAACUAUUUUUGAAACAUGUCCUUUAAGGCACUGAUAUGUACAGUAUAUCAUAUGCAGUCACUAUCGCCACCCUCAUUUAUCUCUGUCAAAGGUCGUUUGUGUCAAGGCGUUUCAAUUGCCGAUGGGCAUGUCCAUCCUUUGAAUUGGUCGCUUUCAUUCUUUCAGAGAACUUGACGAGGAAGCCCUGGUGCUUCGCUCAGAGGUUGAGCUUAAGUUAUACACCUGAGUUAGUUAAGGUUUAUUUGCAUGGUCUCUAACUUGUUGGGUCGAGUGAACUCGUUUUAUGAGUAAUGUGCAGCUUUAAUCGUAGAUCAUUAUUUUCAGUCAAGUAACCCAUAUGAUUAGAUUUUUACAAUAUAUUAUGAUUUGUAAACAAUCUUAUUAAAUUGUUGUUUUGCUUGUUGUGUGUCAUGUUCUUAUAAAUAAAAUAAUUCACAGAAUUUUA